AACGUUUUUGGACGCCGGCCCUCUGCCUUGAGCAAUCAGUGUCAUUGUUACAGUGAGACUGGCGUUGCUUUGCUUCGGGAAUCAACGAGUAGGAGGGUCUUAGAUGUCUUCAAGCACGAAGGAGGACAAGAGUAUGAAGACACACGCAAAGAGCGGGUUGCGACUACCUUUCGCUGCGAUUGUCGCUUUGGCUGGGGUCGUAAUAAUAUUGAUAGCAGGGAUGAUCUUGGUGCCGGAAGAAAUCACGAACUUGACAGGCACUGUUUCAGGUGACGUCAAUAGCGAUGAUAACAAAGUAUGGGAUUCCAACCCCCUGAUUGAGCACGCAUCCACGCAUGUAGAAGUGGCUAAAGGAAGGCACAAGCGUUCGUCCACAGCUUUGAAAAAAAAAGUACAGCAAUGUAAGCCUGGCGGUCGAUGCGAGGAAAAUAGAAUUUCUCUCUGCAAGAGAUCAGCGAAUGACUUGGUGAUGUUCCCAAACCGUCUAAAGCACCGAACACAAGAGGAGGCCAUGGAAUUUCUUUCAAAUUUUGAAACGCUUCUCAACAACAACUGCUCUCCCUUUCUCAGAUAUUUCCUGUGUUCUCUUGUGGCACCUUCCUCUAAUGGGUUCGAAAGGCCUACUCCACCAUGUAAAGAGCUCUGCAUCAAGGCAAUAAAGCCAUGUAGACAUCUUUUGAAGAAGUUUGGACUUAAGUUGCCACCUGCCAUGCGAUGCUCCCGUUUACAACGACAAGGCGCAUCAAAGUGCUACAAUGGACCAGAAGCUUCCAAAUGCCUUCGAACGACGGUGGAUCUUUACAAAAAACAUCCAUGUGCUGCAUACGUUCCUCCUUCAUCUCUUCAGUUUCCGAACUACUUUGGUCAUAUGGACGAAAAAACAGCUAGUGAUAGCUUUAAAAAGUUUACACGAAUCCUCGACAUAUCCCUACAUGAUUGCGCGAUCCUCUUAUCUCGAUUCCUGUGCAGCCUAUACGGUCCUACUUGCAGGAAAACGAUUUUUCCCAUUCCCCCUUGUAGAGAACUUUGCCAACAAACCCGGAGACGAUGUCAACGGGUCUUUGAUGACCUUCGGUUUGGAUGGCCCCUAAAUCUUAACUGCCAACAAUUUCCAAGAAAAGGAGAAGCACCUUGCUAUGACGGACCUUCAACUGGAGUGAUGGCAAAGCCGCAACCAGGCAAAUGUCAACCUUUGUCUAUUCCUUUCUGUAAGAACGUACCCUAUAACAUGACGACAUUUCCGAACUUCCUCAUGCACACAACGCAGGAAGAUGCUUCUCUCGAAGUUUAUCAACUUUGGCCACUUGUUGACAGGCAAUGUUCACGUGAUGUGGAGUUCUUCUUUUGCUCUUUGUACGCCCCGAUCUGCACCAUUCUAGACACACCUCCUUUACCGUGCAGGGAGCUCUGCCUUCGAGUUAAGCGUGGGUGUGCUGUGGUACUGAAGGUCUAUCGAGGAGGAUGGCUUUCCACGCUGGCAUGCGAAAAGUUUCCGCUUGGGGAUAGUGGAGAGGUGUGCGUUGACAGACCCCAGGAAACCAGCCGACUUGCAAUUUCACAAUCAGAGCAAAGGAAAGGGAAGUGUGAGGCGUUAACUGCACCGAUGUGUAAAGAUCUCAACUAUACCAUGACAAUGGUUCCUAACUUGUUCAAUCAUACUACCCAAGAACAGGCCACUUCUGAAAUUCAUCCUUCGUUUUAUUUUGGUUUGCGUUGUCACGAGAUGGCUCUUUUCGUAUGCACUCUUUAUUUUCCUCCUUGUGGAGUGCCAUACCAGCCUUGCAGAGAGCUUUGUGAGCGAGUGAAACGUCGAAGUCUGACUACCUUUGAAUGGUAUGGCUACCCUUGGCCAGAGGAUAUCGAUUGUGACGAACUUCCCUCGGCAAGGAAUGACACCGACUGCAUUGGAGCUUCAACAGCCAUUCCACCAACAUCUCAACGCAAAUAUUGUUAAAACCCAAUUGUAGUCUUUUGUUUGGCUGGUUUGUCUUUGACGAUCCACUUUCAUCUUCUCUUUCCUUGACCAACCUAUUUCUUUGUCAAUUAACUGUUGCAAGCGUCGAGUUUUUUUUUUGUCGCGAAAAUGAUCCAAUAAUCCUUUAUGGAGGUUCGCAUUUUGACGCCUUGACGGACCAUUCUUUUCACUCCUUUCGUUGCAUGAACUUUUUCAACACAACUUAGAAUGACAUUUACACGCUUACUUUAUUAUUAAAGCAGCCGAUGAUAAUUUGA
This is a messenger RNA of Stylophora pistillata, 2232 nucleotides long. RefSeq lists its product as uncharacterized. Lineage: Eukaryota; Metazoa; Cnidaria; Anthozoa; Scleractinia; Pocilloporidae. Gene Ontology annotation, biological process: non-canonical Wnt signaling pathway; canonical Wnt signaling pathway. Gene Ontology annotation, molecular function: Wnt receptor activity; Wnt-protein binding. The record is from RefSeq and is a predicted model, not a curated record. Gene Ontology annotation, cellular component: plasma membrane.